Messenger RNA from Aureobasidium subglaciale EXF-2481, 1513 nucleotides. RefSeq lists its product as uncharacterized. Bases 1 to 1467 code for a protein of 488 amino acids. Lineage: Eukaryota; Fungi; Ascomycota; Dothideomycetes; Dothideales; Saccotheciaceae. Gene Ontology annotation, molecular function: oxidoreductase activity, acting on paired donors, with incorporation or reduction of molecular oxygen; monooxygenase activity. The transcript is spliced from 6 exons. The record is from RefSeq and is a predicted model, not a curated record.
AUGGCGACCAAGAAAGAAAUUCUGCUCAAUGCAUUCGAUAUGAGCACAAUCGGGCAUCUGUCGCCCGGGCAAUGGAAGAAUCCCAGCGACAAGUCAACUACAAAGCGUCGCCUAGACUAUUGGAUCGAUCUUGCGAAAUUGCUUGAGAAGGGCGACAUCAAUGCCUUGUUCUUGGCUGACACAUAUGGUGGCUACGAUACUUACCAGAACAGUUUGGACGAGUGCAUUCGUCGCGCGGCACAAUGGCCAAUGACAGACCCGACCAUCCCAAUCUCUGCCAUGGCGGCCGUCACGAAGAAUCUUUCAUUUGGCAUCACUGCCAGCACAUCGUUCGAGCCGCCCUUCUUGCUUGCGAAGAGGUUCUCAACAUUGGACCAUCUGACCCAAGGUCGUAUCGGAUGGAACAUUGUGACAUCCUGGAAGAAAGCUGCCUUCAAAGCUAUUGGUAUCGAUACCCCUAUCGACCAUGACGAGCGUUAUGAGCAAGCAGACGAGUACUUGAGACUGCUGUACAAACUUUGGGAGGGCUCCUGGAGUGAUGAUGCAAUCAUUGCCGACGCCAAGAAUGAUACAUACUUUGAUCCUGAGAGGAUCAGAACAAUCAAGCAUCAGGGGAAGUACUUCAAUCUUGAGUCGAGACAUAUCACCGACCCUUCGCCUCAGCGCACGCCAUUCCUGUUCCAAGCUGGAACAUCUCCUGCCGGCUCCUCCUUUGCCAGCAAGCAUGCCGAGGCCAUUUUCGUGUCAGGCCAUAGCCCAGAGGUCUUGAGACCGCGAAUUGAUGCGAUCCGUAAACUCGCCAAGGAAGAAGGUCGCGACCCAGCGUCCAUCAAGUUCUUUGCUACAUUUACCCCAAUUCUGGGAAAGACAGAUGAAGAAGCUCAGGAGAAGCUAGCUGAACUCAAGAAGUAUGCGUCUAUCACCGGAGGACUUGUUCUGUUCUCUGGUUGGACCGGCAUCGAUAUCUCGAAGAUUCCUCUGGAUCAGGAGAUCACCGCGGCAGACUCGAAGGAAGUCCACAAAGUGACUUCGCAGCUUCAUGCUUUUACGACUACAAGCAAGGAAGUUCCCAAGUGGACACCUCGUGUUGUGGCGGAGAAAGUGGGAAUUGGCGGUCUCGGACCUGUCGGUGUCGGAUCGCCAGCAACAGUCGCAGAUGAGAUGCAACGAUGGGUUCGCGAAGCUGACCUCGAUGGCUUCAAUAUUGGUUACGUCACUACCCCGGGUACUUUCGAAGACGUUAUCGAGCUGUUGAUACCCGAAUUGCGGCGCCGUGGCGUCUAUCCGGAGAAGGGAGCGAAGAACGGCCUGACACAAAGAGAAAAGGUAUACGGUGCAGGACAGGCGAGUCUGAGAGCCGACCACACUGGAAGCAGGUACAAGUACAACGUCUACAAGGAAGAUGCUCCCGACGUCCUGUUGGAGAAGAAUGGCGUCUCGGUCAACGCGACCGAAGUUGCGGCUUGAUAAGUGUUAGAACUAGCUCUUUCGCAGAUCCGAUCAGUAUUGUCUU